AUGUCAUUAUUUUUCAAAGUACCCCUGGAUAUAGAGGUCAGGUUGGAUGGAGAGGACUCCAGAGAAACCGUAGAGGUAAAGUCUGCCAAAGGCCGGAAAGAAAAACUGCCAGUCUACAAAGAUGGAGAAACUGUCAAGGGCCAAGUGUCCGUCAGACUAAAGGACAACAAGCGAGUGGAACAUCUGGGAAUCAAGGUUCAGUUGCUAGGGUCUAUAGAAACCAAAGUUGAUGGUAUCAAAAAUGAUGAAUUUCUUUCAAUGGCUCACGAGCUGGCCAGUCCAGGUGAUUUGCGACACCCAGAAACAUAUCAUUUCGAAUUUCGUAACGUGGAAAAACAAUAUGAGUCCUACAGAGGGAAAAACGUCAGGCUGCGGUACUAUAUCAAGGUUACCCUGGGCCGCAAGUCCGCAGAUGUUAUUAGAGAAAGAGAGUUGUGGGUUUUCCAAAAGAAUCAAUUGCCAUUGGGAGCCACCAAGCCAGAUGCCAGCAUCAAGAUGGAUGUUGGUAUUGAAGACUGUUUACACAUUGAAUUCGAAUACUCACGGAAUAGAUUCUCGUUGAAGGAUGUGAUUGUGGGACGGAUAUAUUUCCUGCUGGUACGUUUAAAGAUCAAGCAUAUGGAACUGUCAUUGAUCAGGAGAGAGUCCUGUGGGGCACCCCCAAAUCAGGUUAAUGACAGUGAAACACUGGUGCGAUUCGAAAUCAUGGAUGGUGCACCAGUGAGAGGUGAAACGAUUCCAAUUAGAUUGUUUUUGGGAGGAUUUGAUUUGACUCCAACAUACAGGGAUGUUAAUAAGAAAUUCUCCACGAGAACCUUCCUGAGUUUAGUUCUGAUCGACGAGGAUGCCAGGCGGUAUUUCAAGCAAAGCGAGAUCUUUUUAUAUAGAGAAUGA
This is a messenger RNA of Komagataella phaffii GS115, 894 nucleotides long. RefSeq names its product Vacuolar protein sorting protein. NCBI's taxonomy places the organism in Eukaryota, Fungi, Ascomycota, Pichiomycetes, Pichiales, Pichiaceae. The transcript has a single exon. Gene Ontology annotation, cellular component: endosome; retromer complex. The coding region runs from base 1 to 894 and encodes 297 amino acids. Gene Ontology annotation, biological process: retrograde transport, endosome to Golgi; intracellular protein transport. The record is from RefSeq and is a predicted model, not a curated record.